ACAAAAGACAAUCCUUUGCUAUAAGUACGCCAAGACACUAUCAACCCUACACGCCAAGACACUGCCAAUACCAAAGUCAAUAACCUUGUUAUCGUAGCUCAGAUACAAGCUAAUACCUCCAAGUUAUGUCCUCCGUUAUGGUCAAGGCGGAGAGCCACGGCAGCAUUUCCAACAUCUUCAAACACGAGAAUGAGUCUGUGGACUUGCUUCUCCGCGAGAUACACCUGGAUAGCCCUAACAAUAACCUCCACAACUUUAACUUGCUUGACAGCCAGGCCUCGGAUUCAGAUGAGUGCAACAACAGCCGCGAGGUUCAGCCUUUGCAGUUCACCAAACCCAAGCCCGCCUUCGAUAGUGAAAGCAUCUUCUACGUCAAAACGGGCAAUGAACCCAGUGAGAGGCUCUCGCGCCUGAAUUCCGCGGUCCGUGGUCCACGGGCGUUGGUUUUAAACGCCAACACGGUAUUACAUCCAGGAACCCUCGACUGUAUUCCGCCCCGCAGCCCCAACCGCGCUUCCUCGCGGCUCGAAGACGACGACCUUUCUUCCCAGGGCCCUGAGCGCAUUCCAGCCCGCAGCCCUGAGAGAAAGCCGUCCGGGCCACGUCCCGACAUCUCAGAGCCACUUCCGGGUACUUCUAAGGUAUCUUCUGAAGCUUCCAAAUUGCUUCCCUCUGUGUCAGUCCAUUCCGAGCUUGCCGCAAGCCCAAAGCUUUCCGACCUGGAAGGUGAGCCAGCAGACCCUCCGUUCGGUGAGCCAAUCUCGAUAGACCCUUCGUCGUAUGAAGAAGCAACCUCGGCGGAUUCGUCUGAGACCCUCGCGGAUAAGUCACCGUCGCGCUCGCCGUCCAAGUCCAUUCUCAAAUCCUCCAUAUCGUUUUCACCGUCCAAGAAAUCCGUUGUGUUCGAACAGUCCCCACCUGAGGUGAUGGAGUACGAGCACUACGAAACCACCCGGUCUGACUCUGGCUCUGAGGCCUUUAUACACGACUCCGAAGCAUUCAGACACGAGGAUUUAGACGCUCAGUUACGCUUAAUCGAGCGGGAAAAUCCCAUUACAUCGCCGGCUUGGAACCAUGUCCACCACCCCGAACUAGAUUUCGACUACACCAAUGAAAUUGGUGACGUUACCGAGAACACCGAUAUGGGCUCUCCUCCUCCGUUACCGGUCAGAAAGUCUUCCUUACCAGAUGCAUGUGACGUUUCACAGGCCCUAUUACAGGUCAAAUCCGAGUCUGACGACGAGCUGAUCAAACAGGAGGAGGAUAACUUUUUGUUCAAGCAAGACUUUAUCAAACAGGAAAGUGGUAACAGCGACUUUAUCAAGCGUGAAAACGAUUUUAUCAAGCAUGAAAAUGAUGAAAAUAACGUUGCCAAACGGGCAGAGUAUGCGUUCCAAUCUACCCCCAAACAGGAAUACGAUGUGGCAGAGGAGGUCAUAAAAAUGAAAUCUGUAAUGACUUUGGAGGACAAGUUGAGUGCCUUGCAGGUUUCCAAUGUCGGAGGCAGCUUCAACGACUUGCUGGAAAACAAUAUCCGUGGCUUAAGCCCGGACCGCGGCCCUCCUUCGCCGCGCGUGGCCAAGAGCUAUUACAACGAUCUCUUGCUCGACGGUAUGAAGAAGGAUUUGAAGUUUAGGUCAGAAUCCCAAUUGGACCUUGCUAGGCACCUCGAGAAGGAAGAGGGGUCAGUUCCCGACCUGUUAUUGAAUUUUGAAUCUGCUGCAUCCUCCGUUCCGCCAAAGAUGUUUCAGCGGAUCACCUCUGGAACUUCCCGGGCCUCAUCCAUGUCGUCUGUGCAGUCGUUGAAGGAACUGGAGCGUGUACUCAUCACUAAGAACAACGUUUUCUUGAGCAAACCCGUGGUGUUGAAGGACAACAAUAAAGGCAUUUCGCCCGAGAAUAUUGACACGUCCUUCGAUUUUGGCAGGGUGUACGAGAACCCAUCCGUUUCUGGGUCUGAGGAGUUUCAAGACUCGUUCGAGUAUGUCCGGGAGCUGAGCCCCGAAGACUACCACAGUCUCUCCCCUCCUCCGGAAAUCUACAGAACGUUGAGCCCAGAACGCCCGACGGCGACCAACUCUCCUAUUUCACAGGGGCCAGAGAUCAAGUCUUUCAAGGAGAAACUUGCCAGUUUCGAACAAACCAAAAACAACAAGGUUCCGGCCCCAGUCCUCCAGAAGAAGGCCGUGAAGAGUCACCUGAAUGAUGAUAGUAGGGAUGUCCUGGGUCCUAAGAAACACGCGAUUGUCAUUGGCUUCCCGAAGAGCUGGCCGCAGUCAGGUAUUCCGUCGGUUGUGCCGUCUGCUCCAUCUAGACCUCCAUCUAUUCCACCGCCUUCCCUUGCUUCCCCAUCUGUCUCGUCUCCAUCCAGGGCUUCUCCGUCGGUUCUCCCCUUUUUGUCGUCUUCCAUUCCGCCAUCCGUGCCUUUGCCCGAGGCUUCGGUGCCCGCCCGUGAUGUUUCCGGUAUGUUAUUCCCAGAUUCCCACGACGCGGAUCAGGAAGACAAUGAAGAAGUUACCAAUCCGGUGUACGACUCGAUGCUAACCUCGGAGUUUGACUCUUCCGCUCAAUCAGUGUUGCAUCACCCUGAGACGGAGGACUCAUAUGACGUUUCCACAGCCUCUGUGGUUUCCAUUUCUGUCAUUUCUGUCCCAGAUACUUCCACUUCUGCCAUCCCCGUCUCAGAUGCCUCCAUUUCCGCUUUGGCCCCUGGCAAAGCCUUGGCCCCGGCUUCAGCCUCAACAAUCCUUCCAUCCGGAAACACCUCCGUCGAUGACUUUAACGAACUUUCGAAGUUACACUUUCUGAGUGGCGAGGAUUCAGAAGAGGUCACCACAAGGGCGAAGAGCGACUCGCUCCGCCCCUUAGGUCCUGCUGUAGACACCGACUUCCUCUCCAUCUGGCGGUCCAAUCCGAUUCCUGCCGCAGCUCCGCGCUUCAAGAACCUCAAUGUGGUUGUUCCAACAAAGCUCCAGCCACUUACCGCUCCCAAGGAGGUCAACCUCGUGCGGCGCUCCCGAGUGUUGCUGAAACAGGAAUACGAUCUGGCAAUGGACACCUUUAUCUCAGUGCUUCCGCGCGGGGCGGUGCUCCCGGAUAUCUCGCUUGAUUCGGACUGGGGCUCCCAGAUGCGCACCUGGAGCAAGUCCGAGCGCCUGGUGGAGCUGGAUUCGUCGUAUAUUUCAUCCAGAAAGGUCAGACGGACCUCUUCCGCUGUUCGGCGCUCGGUGAUUGUACCGCCACGACACACCACCCCACUCAAAAUCAAAGGCUCGCCCUGGAAACCGUUUUCACCAUACCGGGAGGGCGGCAUGACGGUUCGCGGUUCCGGGAUGAAAACUUUGCCAAGUAUGAACUCCGAAGACGUGAAGCGGAUCUUGGAGUCCAAGAAGCAAUUCACCACCGACGAGUAUGUCAAGUAUAAAGAUAGCGAGAUGAACCGCCAUAUUUCCGUGAAACGAGCCCCGAACGUGACAUACGAUGAACACUGUGCUUCUUAUGUUGAUGACACCUCCAUGGAUUACUCGUACGGCGAUAUCAUCGCUAACAGCAGUAUGCUCUAUCCACACAUCGCCAGCGAGCUUGCCCGUUCGCCGUCGAAGCCGAAACAGGAGGUGUUCCCCAACGAAUGGAACUUCGACUUUGACACAGAGUUUGAAAGCAUCUGGAAUCGUGGCAACCAGGAAGUGUCUGCGCCGUCACUUCGGCUUUCGCAGAAGGAAAGCAGAGGGAUUCUUGAUAAGCCCAUGCCGAAGGAACGAGUGGUCAGCACUGGCACGGAUAUGGAUAUCUACAAGGAGUUUCUGGAUCUUCCGUCGCCCGUGACCGACCAUUUCAGCAUCCCACUGGCCAUCAAAUCAAACAAUCCAUUCCGCGGGCCAGCCCUCGGUCUUAAAAGCCCAAGCCUCGACAACCACGGUCCCCAGAAGAAAGCCAACCCGUGGAUCAGUGCUCAACCGUUCCACGAUACCUUGAACGAUAAUACGAUGAAUGAAACUUCAGACGCCUCUGUUAGUACAGAAGAGAGACGCAAGACUGCCAGGAGCCACAUCGAAGUUUUAGGUACGGAACCUCAGGAGAUUGUCGCGCAGGAAGCCAAGGCAAGUGGAGCCGCUGUUGAACCCCAGGCAAGUGAGGGUAGUGAGAACGUGGAGCGCGGCCGCCUCUUCUUCCGCAUUGAAGGCUUGAAGAACCUCCAGUUACCGGAGAUUGCGAAGCACGAUGGAACGUUCUCCGUCGUGCUCGACAACGGAAUCCACUGCAUAAAAACGCCGGAGUAUAAGCUUGGGGCACAGUCAGCGGUGGGCCAGGAGUUUGAGCUCGUAGUAGGCGACAACUUGGAAUUCAUCCUCACGUUAAAGGCCAGGUACGAAAAAUUCCGCCUGCCGUUAGUGGAAGUUAAGGAGACCGUCCAGGUCAAGCUGAAGCACCGCUUGAGUCGCAUGAUGGGAGGCAAGGACACGAUGAUAGUGACGAAGCUCGUGGAAAAGAAAGUGCACGACCCAUGGCUCGAGAAGAUUGCGACCGAUGGUUCCUUUGCACGCUGCUACAUCGACUUCGAGCAAUACGAGAAGAAGGUCACGGGUAAGGUAUCCACUUUUGACAUCACAUGUUUCAACGAGUGGGAAACCAUCAAGAACCCUAUGUCGGGUGAGAAUCUUUGCCGUGAGCCGUACCGCAUCGGCCAGCUUGAAGUGAAGAUGUUGUAUCUUCCGCGGUCAUCCCCAUCGGAGGUGCUCCCCAGCAGCAUCAAAGACGCCAUAGAGAGUCUCCGCUUUGUCAAAGAGGGCGUGGAUAUCAGACACGAGGGGUACUUGUAUCAGGAAGGCGGUGACUGUGACUCAUGGAAGCGCCGCUACUUCAAACUUUCGGGCACUGAGUUGAUUGCGCUUAACGAGAAGUCGAAGAAGCCGCGCGCCAAGAUCAACUUGCAGAAGGCCCUUGACGUGGUGUGGGUCGGCAAGGCUAACGUGGACACCACGACCGUUAGAAACUUCAGUGACAUGUUAUUAGUCGAUAACUGCUUCAAGUUGAAGUUCAACAACGGCGAGGUCAUCGACUUCGGGGCUGACAAUCCCGAGGAGUGGCGUGAGUGGACGGGUGUGCUAGAGAAGAUUGUGUCCAAGAACUUGUUCCGUCGCCAGAGCUGGGUCAAAUUGAUGCAGCAGGACCAGAAACCAGAGUAGUUACUCUGUCGCAGGAGUGGUAAUGUAUGCAAGCGCGUUUUUAUGUUGUAUAGGCUGAGUUCGCUUGUUUAGGCGGGUGGUGGAAGAAUUAUGCCAUACGCUCAGGACAAUUUAUUUAUCUCAUUACACCUGAUCUAGUAAGCUAUUGGCAUAUUGUUUCAGUUAUCGUGGAGGUCAUCCACUCCUUCCAUCAAAUGGGUUGUUGCGUAGGCUGAUGAUUUAGAACGGCCAAUCCGUGUUCUGUUUAUGUGAGUAAUGCUAAAUAUUAGAUAGCUGUCAUCUACCAGUUUACUAGCCGU
This is a messenger RNA of Babjeviella inositovora NRRL Y-12698, 5485 nucleotides long. RefSeq names its product Int1p (gene INT1). Lineage: Eukaryota; Fungi; Ascomycota; Pichiomycetes; Serinales. The transcript has a single exon. The record is from RefSeq and is a predicted model, not a curated record. Gene Ontology annotation, biological process: protein localization to bud neck; axial cellular bud site selection. Gene Ontology annotation, cellular component: cellular bud neck contractile ring. Bases 126 to 5186 code for a protein of 1686 amino acids. Gene Ontology annotation, molecular function: GTP binding.